AUGCCUGGUUCCAACUUCUUUGCUUCAUGGGACUUCACUUCUGAUCCUUGUAACUUCGCUGGAGUGUAUUGUGAAUCAGACCGGGUGAUCGCUCUCAACUUGGGUGAUCCCCGUGCAGGCUCUCCUGGUCUAAUAGGCCGCCUCGACCCUGCCAUCGGCAAGCUCUCUGCUGUGACUGAACUCUCUGUCGUUCCAGGUCGAAUAAUGGGUUCUCUCCCGCAAUCAAUCUCCCAAUUAAAAGACCUUCGCUUUCUAGCUAUCAGCCGGAACUUCCUCUCCGGCGGAAUACCGGCAACUCUAGGCCAGUUACGCAACCUCAAAACACUUGAUCUCAGCUACAAUCAGCUCACCGGAGAUAUCCCUCAUUCUAUCGGUACCAUACCAGGGCUCUCCAACGUCAUUCUCAGCCACAACCGCCUCUCUGGUUCGGUCCCACCAUUUCUCUCAGAAACCCUGACCCGACUCGAGUUGAAACACAACGAUCUCUCUGGUUCUAUUUCGCCAACCUCCCUCCCUCCUUCGGUCCAAUACCUUUCUCUUUCCGGGAACCGCCUUACCGGUCCAGUCGACCUGUUAUUGAACCGGCUCGACCGGUUAAACUAUCUGGACCUGAGUAUGAACCAAUUCUCGGGUUACAUUCCAAGCCGUAUUUUCACAUUCCCAAUAACCAACCUUCAAUUGCAGAGAAAUUCAUUUUCCGGUCCGGUUCAACCGGGUGGUCAGGUGACAAUACCAACUGUUGAUCUUAGCUACAACAGAUUGUCGGGUGGAAUAUCGGCCAUGUUCUCAACCGUACAGAACCUGUACCUGAAUAAUAACCGGUUCACAGGGCAGGUUCCGGGUAGUUUUGUGGACCGGUUAAUGGAAGCGAGUAUCCAAGUUCUGUAUUUGCAGCAUAAUUACUUAACGGGAAUACAGAUUAAUCCAACGGUUGAAAUUCCUUUGAGCAGUUCACUGUGUUUGCAGUAUAACUGUAUGGUACCGCCCGUACAGACUCCCUGCCCGUUGAAGGCUGGCAAGCAGAAGACUAGGCCUACUGCACAGUGCAACGAAUGGAGGGGGUAA
This is a messenger RNA of Dovyalis caffra, 1065 nucleotides long. Lineage: Eukaryota; Viridiplantae; Streptophyta; Magnoliopsida; Malpighiales; Salicaceae. The record is from the annotation of a GenBank genome assembly.